GGUUAGGCUUGGCUUCUGGUGAUGGUGGAGGCAGGUUUGGUUUCGGAUUGUCUUCUGGAGGUGGUGCUGGUUUCUGAAUUGGAGGAAGCUCCUCCGUGGAUGCCGGCCUUCACCCAUUCACCACCAAUGAAAAAGUAGAGCUACAAACCCUGAAUGACCGACUGGCCAUCUACUUGAACAAAGUGAAGAAACUUGAGACUGCCAACCGUGAGCUGGAGGAGAAGCUUCGGGGGUUCCAGGCCAACAAGUUGCAGGUCACGUACGACAUGCAAGCCUACCAGCAUCAACUACAACCUCUUCGAGAACGGCUUACAAACAUUUUGAACGAGUCUGCACACCUUGCGGUAACCAUCAAUAAUAUCAAACUGGCUGCUGAUAAUUUCAGAAUCAAAUGGCUUCGAAAGACAAAGAGAUAAUAGAAGUUACCGAUGUCACGGUGGCAGGGAGCACUGAGAUUGCUACGAGCCGAGGUCAGAUCCUGAACCUUCAGACUGAGCUGGACACACUGCUGCUCCAGAAGACCUACCAGGAGCACCUGGUGGAUGCUCAGGGGCAAAAGCAGGUACAGCUGCUGGCUUUGAGUCGCCUGGCUGGUGGUCUGGAGGCUGAGCUGGCUUCAGUGCGGGACAGCGCUCUGCACCAGGCCCAAGAAUAUCAGUUGCUGCUUAGCACUAAAGUGCAGCUGGAGAAAGAGACUGCUACCUACAAAACCCUGUUGGAGGGUACUGAGGACCUCAGCAAGAUCGCUGGCAUCAGUCUUCCACCAUCGAUAGCAUGGAGCGCCCCAGCACUUGCUUCAGCUGCUCCAAAGAUCUAUGCAGAGAGUAAGUCAGGGGGUCUAAUCUCGUCCACAAAGGCCCGGUGUGGCUGGAAAUUUUUAUUCCAACAAAACAGAAGAUCGCAUUAUCAAAUGUUUGAGGACUGAUUCAACUAGUGGAAUUUGGUCUGCUUCAGCUUGUUUGGAGUGAAAGCCUGUAACACCAGUUACAGAUCUGCUGAUACUGUACAGCAGUGAUGCAUAUCACUGUGCUGACAACU
Molecule: messenger RNA, 1038 nt
Organism: Pygocentrus nattereri (red-bellied piranha)
Lineage: Eukaryota; Metazoa; Chordata; Actinopteri; Characiformes; Serrasalmidae
Product: keratin, type I cytoskeletal 15-like
Exons: 4
Coding region: 392-925 (177 amino acids)
Molecular function (GO): structural molecule activity
Source: RefSeq, a predicted model, not a curated record